Molecule: messenger RNA, 1185 nt
Organism: Caenorhabditis remanei
Lineage: Eukaryota; Metazoa; Nematoda; Chromadorea; Rhabditida; Rhabditidae
Exons: 4
Coding region: 1-1185 (394 amino acids)
Molecular function (GO): nucleic acid binding; zinc ion binding
Source: RefSeq, a predicted model, not a curated record
AUGUCGGAAACAUCGAGCGAAGCAAUGGAAAAUGCGGCUGCGCCGGUGAAAUUAAUGGAUAGAAACGCCUACUAUCGUUCUCCUCGUAGUGCGAAUCCUUGGCCAUCGCCCAUGAGUCACAACACCGGAACGAUCGGGAACACUGGAGGAUCGUCGGAACCAGUGAAAAAGUAUGGUGGCGGAUUCGGAGUCGCUAAAGUCGAUGGUCAAAGCACUACUGCACGAGCAGGCGGAGCAACGGAAACAAUCUCAAAUUUCGAUGAUUUUUCGGGAUUUACAUUUCGUAAAGAUACAUCGGCCAGAUCAGGAUUCGGCGGUAGUUUCGGAGGUACUGCUUUACCUCGUAUCAUGUCUGUGGAUUUGAAUAUGGCUAAGGAUCGAUCUGUGCCGCCGUCUCCGCCAGAUGUCACUCUGCUCGCCAAUGUCCCUCGUCGUGGUGGAUUCGGUGUCGCAGGUUCUCCUCGAAGCGAUGGAAUAUCACCGACGAAGAGACCACGUUCUGGUCGUCGUACCGGUCGACGCGGACGCAGUGGUCCUGGACAUUGCUUUCAUUGUCAAGAGCAUGGGCACAUAUCACGAUUGUGUCCAAAGAAAGCUGCAGAAACUGACGAGUUUGAUGAGAGCGAAGCGGUUCAGCUUCUUGACAAUGAUUCUACGAAGAAAAAUGCCUCGCCGGCGGGACGAGACGGAUUGUAUCAAAACGCGAAGCUAGAAAAUCAAAAGGCGCGCGAGUCAUAUUACGGAGGGUACAAUUACGGAAACAACAAAAGCAGUGUCCCAAUGAAGAGUGCAGUAGUUGGAACCGGAAGAAGUGUAGGAGAAUCUUCUGUCCCACCGUCCGAAGUAGACAAAUUCUCGGAGCAAUUAGACAAUGCAUUGAAUCUUCAUACAAAGACGAUUACUCUACAGCCACGUGGAAGUAGCGCAUCCAGUGUUGCAACAAAAGCCCCAAGCGCGAGAAUCACUCCAAAUAAAGCACCAGUGGCACCAGUCACGUCCUCUGAUGUUGGAAGCAGAGACGAAACCAAAGAGACAACGAUUGACACGCUGACAAUUGAGACACGUCGAACUGUGAAGCGUGAAGGAGAUAUUCACUUCGAAGAGACCACCACCAUCUGUUUUCCACGUGUUCUCCCGUCAAACGUGCGCAUCAUCAAUGCUCAGAUUAUGCCCGUCUCACAAUGA